UAGAUGGCUGUACAGUAGUUUACGGGGAAGACGUAAUACACUCAUUCAUCCAUAAUGAAAUGAAAUACAACCAAAAGGACGACUGGCAUGAAUAGGUGUAUCAUAUUGCUUGGUAUAAAUUUUGCGUAUAUGGCCCGAUCAAACUCGGUAGCUGCCUUAGCAUUCACCACUAUAUCACAAACGGUGCUGUCAAAGGUUCAGGUUGGAUGGUUCAGGUUGAUUUAUGUGGAAAAAAGAAUGUAUGAUAGGAUAAAGUGACAUAGUUGAAGGAAUGGAAGU
This is a messenger RNA of Umbelopsis ramanniana AG, 279 nucleotides long. RefSeq lists its product as uncharacterized. The record is from RefSeq and is a predicted model, not a curated record. The transcript has a single exon. Lineage: Eukaryota; Fungi; Mucoromycota; Umbelopsidomycetes; Umbelopsidales; Umbelopsidaceae. Bases 88 to 258 code for a protein of 56 amino acids.